GAGGAGGAGGAGGAAGAGGCCCCGCAUCAUGCAGCCGAGGCGAUGCCCAAUGGCCCCGGAAUGACUGAAGCUUUUGGAAAACUUUCCCAAUACAGACACCCAGUCAGACUAUUUUGGCCAAAAUCAAAGUGUUAUGAUUACUUAUAUCAAGAAGCAGAAGCUCUUCUGAAAAAUUUUCCAAUUCAAGCCACAAUUUCAUUUUAUGAAGAUUCUGAUAGUGAAGAUGAAAUUGAGGAACUAAUCUGUGAAAAUUAAUCUGAUUAGUUACUUUUGAUGACAUUAAAAGUUUGUAGGAUUUAAAGUUAGGAUGCAAAUAAUAUCAUAAUUCUUUUAAACUAAUUUAUUUGUAUAGAAACUUUUAAUAAAAUGAAUAUUUUGUA
This is a messenger RNA of Pteropus alecto (black flying fox), 380 nucleotides long. It is a transcript of the gene RIPPLY2, whose product is annotated as ripply transcriptional repressor 2. Gene Ontology annotation, biological process: negative regulation of transcription by RNA polymerase II; embryonic pattern specification. The annotation marks the transcript as partial. The record is from RefSeq and is a predicted model, not a curated record. Lineage: Eukaryota; Metazoa; Chordata; Mammalia; Chiroptera; Pteropodidae. Gene Ontology annotation, cellular component: nucleus. The transcript has 3 exons.